CACUCAGCCAGUCCUGCAUUUCUAUUGGGACAAACACACAUGCCUGUACACGUUUGGCCAGCUGGCAAAUGUAUACACACUCUGGUUAAUUGCAGAGAGAGAGAGAGAAGUGUGAAGACUGGCACUAAAUGGAUGCCACCAAAGCGACGUCGUCAGAUGUAAUUUUCUGCCGUAGCACUAAGAGGAACAUCGAGCUCGCUGCCUUUUUGCAUAGUUGAUGGAGAAUUCCUGCACGGAGAGACGUUCUGAGCUAUUAAACCGCAGUCGGAUACCAUCUUUGGAAUUCAAACCGUGAAAUCUCAACAUGGCUUUCUUUCCCUUCGGAACCAUCACUGGAGCAGAGGAUGAUCUUCUGGUAGCGUCGGCAGAAUGUCCCAGCGACGAUGAGGACAUUGACCCUUGCGACCCAAGUUCAGGUGGGUUAGCUCACCCUCCACUGCCUGAGGCCAAGGGUUACCCCAGCCCGGAAGUGAUUCGGGAGUCCAGCAGCACCACGGGCAUGGUCGUAGGCAUCGUCGCGGCAGCCGCCCUUUGCAUCCUAAUCUUGCUCUACGCCAUGUACAAAUACCGAAAUCGCGACGAGGGCUCGUACCACGUGGAUGAGAGCCGUAACUACAUUAGUAAUUCCGCCACGCAGCCCAACGGAGCCGCCGUCAAAGAAAAGCCCAUUGGCGUGCCCAAAAAUAAAAAAGAUAAAAAGAACAAGGACAAGGAGUACUACGUCUGAUCUCACAGACUUUCUCCCCGCCCCUUACAACCCAACCACAGAUCUUGUGCUCUGAACUCACACACAAAAGGGGAGGGGAGAUCCACCCGUGUAUAGUAAUUGAGAAAAAAAAAAUAGAAAAAUACAAAACUGUCUUAGAUUGACCUAAGACACAAUAUACUGUUACUAACAACAAGAAAACAAUUUAUAACCAAGCACACCAGAACUUUACUAAGCUGAAAAGUGUGUACAAAAUGAAACAGAACUGCUCAAGAAGAAUCCAUGUAGUCACUACAGUUGUGGAUCACUGAGAGACAAGGCCGUUGGUUAGAAUUAAGUGUAUUUCAUAUUAUGUUGCCUGUAUAUGUGUUGCCGGAACAUUUUCCCUCUAAAGCCAGACAAACCAUCUGCAACAAUCCAAACAGACAUUCACCGAUGGGACAGACGGAAAAGGAAUGAAGGACUUAAAAAUUAGAUGCUACCUAUGAUUGUUAAAUCAGCCAAAGUAUUUGACUCCCUUUUCUGAUGGUAUUGCGUGUUUGGAUGAGAAAGAACCACUCCUUGUAGGAUCCGAACUGAUUUCCAUUCGGUGGACAGAAC
Messenger RNA from Sinocyclocheilus rhinocerous, 1306 nucleotides. RefSeq names its product neurexin-1a-beta-like. NCBI's taxonomy places the organism in Eukaryota, Metazoa, Chordata, Actinopteri, Cypriniformes, Cyprinidae. The record is from RefSeq and is a predicted model, not a curated record. The coding region runs from base 305 to 727 and encodes 140 amino acids. The transcript has 3 exons.